CAGCAGCUGUCAACACAAUUUUUUUUAUUUUGACCCUUCUUCAUGUUUAAUUUUUGAUCAAAAGUAUUUUUCCAAUUUUAAGCUGUCUUCAUUUAAAAAAAUAUUGGAUAAUAAUAUGACUAGAAAAAACCGAGGCGGAAGUGGAGGUGGAGGCGGACAGCCCAAAUCUUAUCCGUUAGAUAAAAAUGAAAGAAGAGAACACUUUAAAAAGAUCCAAAUGGAAAAGAAUAUGAGAAGAAAUCAAGAUAGAGACCAUGGCCGGAAUUCUGAUGAACGAAGGCAUCGAAGCCGCGAUAAUGGUCCUCCUCCUCCUCGAAAUAGAAUGACUAGUUUUCGUGGUUUUUCCAACAACGAUAACAAUCAUGGCAAUAAUCAUAACCAUUCCCAUGGUUACAUUGAUAAUAGAGGGCAUCAUCAAUUUGGUUCUUCAAAUUACAAUGCAAAUAUAGGACCAAAUGAAAUUGGUUACAGAUAUGAAGAUAUAAACCAAGCAGAUAAUAGAGGACCUGUACCUUUAAUGUCAGUUCCUUUGCAGACUCCUCCUCUUAUACAACAACAACAGCAACAACCUGUUCCUAAUGUAAAAGCUGAGAAAGCUACACCUCAGCAACAAAUUGAGUCUCCGAAACCAAGCACAAGUUUGCCAAAGGCAGUGCCAACAACACCGGUGUCAUCUAAAAAAUCCAAUGAACCAAUGAUUGAUGUUAAAUCAAUAAAAAAGGAGAAGCCAGAUCCUAUUCCAACUCCAACUGAACCCAAGAAAGUGGUUAAGAAAAAAGCACCUUCUUCUUCGUCAUCAUCAUCCUCUUCUUCAUCGAGCUCAGAUUCUAGUUCAAGUGACGAAGAAGCACCUCCAAUGCCUAAACCUAUGAAAACUAAUAACGUCAAAAAGAAGGAACCAGAAAAUGAUGUUGUUUGUUUGGGGAAACAAAGCAAUUUUGAAAGUCUAGUCGAUGAUGAUGAUGAUGAAAAGGUGUGUGUGGUUUGCAAGUCCCAGGACCAUUCAUCUGAAAAGUGCACAACAAAGUGCACAAAAUGCAGCCAUUCUUCAUACUCAACACAAAUUGUGUGCAACGGUUGCGGUGAGGCAUAUCCUCCAAAGCCCAAUGUACCCCAGCCACCAAAUCCGUUUGUUAUGUUUAUGCAGUUUAUGCAAUUUUGCAUGAGUCAAUACACUGAUUUCAAUAAUCCCGAAAUGUUCCAACCAAUUCCCGGGCCAGCUCCAGUACAAGGAUGUACCAAAUCGGUUGAAAUUACCAGGCAAGAUAUUGCUGAAAGCACUAAACGCCAACGCAAAAAGUCUAAAUCGAAGGCAAAAAAUAAAAAGAAGAGGAAAUCCGAAAAGAGUAGUGAUUCUGAUUCAGAUUCUGAUUCCAGUGCGAAAGAACAGGUUUCAGUUAAGAAACGCAAAGAAAUGGAUACUCAAUCGAUGACAUCACAACCGCAGCAACAACAACAACCCAUGCCACAUUUUCCAAUGGGAAUGUUCCCGAGUAAUGUACCAUUUGGUAGUGGAUUCAAUAGUCCUGGAUAUAAUCCUAUGUUGGCAUUCACCCAGAUGAUGAGCGGCAUGAAUUCGUCAGCGAUGAAUUUUCAACGAUAGACUUUUUUUUAAAUUUUGAUUAAGAAUGUGUUUUGCCUGUAAAUAAAAGAUUUUCAACUAUUUUCAAACAAAAACAAAACAGUUGGAAAAAUUAUUACACAGAAUUUCAUAAUUCAUCCUUAUUCCGAAAGGUAUUUGUUCUAAAAAGCUCAGAGAGCGCCUUGUUCUAGAAGUGGCAAUUGACAUUAAAAUAAAGAUUUAACUUCAGCUCCUUCUCGUUUGGUACAAAUAUUCCUAAUACAUCGUGGUCGGUUAAAUUUGAGGUCACUUUUUAUUUCUAGAGCUUGUUGAUUUUGUGCGUUUUAGUACAAAAUCUUUUCGGAAUAAGGCUGAUUAUCUUUUUGUUGAGUAGAUUGUAAGAAGCCCUUUUUAUUUUUUAAGAUAAGAUAAAAAAAAAAUACUUG
Molecule: messenger RNA, 2007 nt
Organism: Episyrphus balteatus (marmalade hoverfly)
Lineage: Eukaryota; Metazoa; Arthropoda; Insecta; Diptera; Syrphidae
Gene: mbm
Product: protein mushroom body miniature
Exons: 2
Coding region: 116-1603 (495 amino acids)
Source: RefSeq, a predicted model, not a curated record